This is a messenger RNA of Parasteatoda tepidariorum (common house spider), 4055 nucleotides long. Its product is annotated as excitatory amino acid transporter 3. Gene Ontology annotation, cellular component: plasma membrane. The record is from RefSeq and is a predicted model, not a curated record. Gene Ontology annotation, molecular function: glutamate:sodium symporter activity; neutral L-amino acid transmembrane transporter activity; L-glutamate transmembrane transporter activity. Gene Ontology annotation, biological process: L-glutamate transmembrane transport. NCBI's taxonomy places the organism in Eukaryota, Metazoa, Arthropoda, Arachnida, Araneae, Theridiidae.
UAUAAAAGAUCAAAACACUGAUUCCCUUACAACAUCGAAAUCGUUUGAAGAUUAUUUUACUGUCAGUAAAAGCUGUUCAUAAAAACUAUCCGAGUAAUUUACGCAGAGGAAAAAAAAUCGCCAUUUGCAGCUGCGUAGGCAGACAGAUUAAAUACCAUCAGCAAAGAGAGAGACCUACAUCGAAAAGAUGAUCUACGCGAGGGUCCACUUCAAAUUUAAAAAAGAUUCGAACUGUUGCUUUAGUUCUAAAUAGAGGACAGAGAGAGUUAAAUGCUCUCUGGAAUUGGAUGGUGUCAGAUUUCGAACGGAUAUCACGUGUCGGCUGGGAGACUUGAAUCUGAGCAAGUGGAUGUGACCUUAUGUAACACCGAAUGGCAAUCGAGAGUGGCGAACGUAAAAAACCCGCGAAAUCGCGGAAGGAAGACAAAGAGGAAAACAACUGCGAGUGUCUACCAUGGUGUCGGAAUCAUGGUUUUCUGCUUCUGCUCCUCCUGGCUACAGUCUCGGGAUAUGUUUUGGGUAUCCUACUGAAGUCCCAAAAUUUAUCCAACCAGACCAUCCGCCUCAUAGGAUUUCCGGGACAACUUGUCAUCAGAGCAUUCUUCAUGAUAAUAGUUCCUCUUCUAUUCUGCAGUCUUGUACUAGGUGUGUCGAGUUUACGUAAAGGUGGUGAUGCAAGAAUGGUGGCCGUGACGAUAGCUUUUUUCCUGGGAUUGUCAUCUUUAGCUGCCAUAAUGGGUGCCGGUGCAGGACAUAUCGUUCACCCAGGACAAAAAAUCACAUCCAGCAGCAUACAGGUACAAACUUCCAUGUCAGGAAGAAAAGGCGUCAUUCUUGAUUCUAUGAUGGAUUUACUAUGGAAUGCAAUACCAAGCAAUAUUAUCGAAGCCACUUUUACAAAGGAGUAUACUCAUGUGGAAAUAUUAAACUCAACUGAUGAUCAAGAAGGAAGAGGUUCCAACUCAAAUGUCAUUUACAAGAAGAGUAUUCAAAGACGAAAUGGUGUCAACUUUAUGGGUUUGUUAUGCUUUAGCAUUUUGUUUGGCUGUGCUCUGGCAUCGCUUGGCGAUAAAGGAGAGGCAUUGCAUCAAGUGAUCGAACAACUCAACGCAAUUGUCAUGAAGAUCAUGCUAUAUUUCUUGAAACUUUUGCCCAUCGGAAUGUUUUUCUGGAUGUUCAGAGAAGGGUUGGUGAGUGUUGCACCCGUUCAACUGUUGGAGUACAUGGGCGUAUUCCUGGCGACCGCCAUGGGAAUCAUUUUAUUUCACCAAUUCAUCCUUCUUCCGGGAUUGUACUUGAUUAUAGUGAGAAAAAAUCCAAUUCCUUAUCACCUGAAUCUCCUUCCAGCCAUCUUAACUGCUUUUGGUACAGCAUCUAGUGCUGCUACACUUCCUGCUACAGUGAGAUGUGCUGAAGAAGUGAACAUGGUAAAUAAAUGUGUAACGCGUUUUGUCUUGCCAUUAGGAAUGGUAGUGCACAUGAACGGAGGCACAUUUUAUAUCACAUUGUCUACUAUUUUCUUAGCACAACUUGAAGGGAUUGAACUUGGAGCUACUGAAACUAUUAUCGCUGCAAUGACAUCUGUUCUACUGUUCAUUGCCGCACCUGCCACGGCAGGUGGCGGCAAUCCGGUAUACUUGUUGACAGUCAUGGCUGCUGUAGGCAUUAACAAGCCUCAAUAUGUCUCUCUGUUUUUGUCCAUGGAAUGGCUCAUGGAACGAUUUCGAACUGUUAUGAACGUAGUGGCUGAUAGCUAUGUAGCGGCUUUCGUUGAAAAACUAUGUCAAAAGAGACUUCCACUAGAUUUAGAAAACGUUGAGUACCCAUCACCAGUCAUUGAUGGAUAUAACCAACCAUCACCGCCAGUGAGCAUUGUUGUAGAACCUCCAUCACCCCAUGAACAUGCAAACAUAUGUAGAUGUUGUGGAAGUAGAGUAGAUGUAGCCUGAUUUUGCCCAUAUUGUGCACUCAAGACGCAUCACGAUGUAUCUCCAGAAAUAUGAAGAAACUACGCCUUUUCGUAGUCGCGCAGCUAUUUUUCUAAAGUUAUACGAAGUUCAUAUAGUAAAAUUCUAAAACAAGUAAAAUUACUGAUAUUUUACGAGCUGUUUUUGCAUAAAAAUAAAUUGAUUUUAAAUCCAUUUAAUUUUGUUAUCAGAAUUUACAAAAAUUGAGAAAAAGUUUGAGUUUAAUCAUCGUUGUUCAAUCACUGAUAAACGAAGGUGGUCUAAACCACCAAAAUGAGGUAAAAUUUAGCAUGUUUCUGGCUCUAUGGAAACACCAAAACACUCGGUAAUUUUUAUCGAGACGCGUUGGUAAUGAUUAUGAUAAAAUUAACAAUGAAAUACGGUUUUAUUGCAAUGCUGUUGGUAAUAAAGAUUGUAAAAUUUCGUAAUUUUUUCAUGAUACUUUAGAGCAUGGCAUAGAAACUUUUCAAUUUUCUAAUUUUCAUUAAGUGUAUUGUAAUAAGAGCUAUUAUUUUUAAAACCAUACUUUUCUAUAAAUCGUUACCAUAUGUACAGAAAAAUAUUUAAAAUAAUGGUUUAAAUGGCAUAUAUUUUAGUUUUUAUUAAUAGCAUUAUGCUUCUUUUUUUCCCAGAAAUGUCAGUAUCAUCAUAUAGUAUGGUAAUUUUACCAGAUUUUUUCCCCUGUCAAUGAAUUAGUGUUUUUCGCUAUAGGUAAUGGUUUUGCCUGAUAUACCCCCAAAAAAUAAAUUAUAAUAAAACGCCAAAAAAAAGUUAACAAACUAAAAAGACUCAUCUGAAAAUAAGAAUGCUAUAAGACAGGGAUUUCGAGUUUUUCGUAAUACAUGCUUACUGUAAUUCAGUAACCAGUACCAUAAACCAUACAAAUUAAUUUGUAGUAGUUGAAUUUCUAUUUGUAACAUUAAUUUGAUGGAUUGCCAAAAAGUAUACAAACGCACACGAAAUAAAAUCAAAAGAGUUGGGAAUGACGAUAUAGCAAAAUUUAGAAAGUUUAUCUUAAAGCACUUUUUUAAAGAGAAUACCUUAUUCAAACUUAAAAAUGAAAUCUUAAAAGAAAAUGAAACAAAAUGCUAAAUGUGAUUAAUUUUUGCUUUGUUAUGAAAAAAAAUUUUGAUGUGAUCAAAUCAAAAUCAUUUAGUACCAAAAAAUUUUUAAACAAAAAAUUUGUAGGUAAAAUUUUUUUGCUGAUUUAAACAUAUUUCUUAAUAUUUAAUCUUUGUUUUGACUUAGAUAUACGUCCUUUAAUAGCCAUAUCAUCAUUAAUCACUGAUUAAUUAUUUGUGAAUAGGGGCUUUAGAAAAAACUAUACGAUUUACAUAAAAUUGCACAAUUCUUCAUUCGAAUUACUUUUAAACCAAGCAAAAUUUAAGUUAUAAAUUCAAGAUAGCUAUUAUUCACCCUAUUUAUUCACUGUAAACAGCAAUUCAACCUUAGUUUACAAGCUCGACUGUAAUUGCGGUCAUGAAAAACGAAAUAUUUUUGCCAUAUUAUUAAACAAAAAGCCAUAUACAUCUGAAUGUUGAAAUGCUUAAUUUUCUAUUUAUUCGAAAGAUUUUGUUUAUGAUUGCAACACAGUUUCUAUUUCUUUCUAAAUUAUGAGGUUUUGUCCGAGUAUGAAACAGAGAAGAAAUGAACCCGGUUGUUCGUUUGCUACACAAAGUUUUGAUUCCUCAAAAUCUUGUCAAUUAAAUCCUUUUUUUUCUACUGUUUCAUUUUUAGCGACGAUUUCUAAGUUAUGCAGCAAAUGAUGAACUACUAAUUUUCAAAACAUGACCCAUUUUUUGAAGAAAAAUGACAGAAAAAAAAUUAUCCUUUUCAUUUCUCAGCUGUUAUAAUAUUUUUUACAACAGUUUCGAAGUCAGGUAAUAAAUAAUUAAGUACUAAUUUUCGAAAGAAAAACUAUUUUUCGAGGGGGAAAUGACAAAAAAAUUUGUUCAAAAUAAUGAGGAUUAUUGGAUGCAGAAUUUAAGGCAACAAUACAUCUUAUGUAAUAAAGAAAUCACUUGUAAAUAUAUGACUUCUUGUGCACUAUGUUAUUUGAAAUGGCAAAUAAAAGAUGCUUAAAUUUGC